AUGGUGCAGACCAGAAUUGAAGAGAGAAUGGAACUCUUCGAACAAGAAAUAGCCGGAAUCAAGAAAGAACUGAUGAAGAUGCCGGCGAUCGAAUCAACGCUGAUCGAAAUAACAAAAAACAUGGAAAUGAUGCGACUACAGUCCGAAAAACAACAGCAAGCAAUUCUAUCAUACAUGGAAGCAAAUGCGAAAGAGAGAGCGAUGGCCGGAGAACGAAUAAACGAAUCGGAUAUUCAGAACUCACCGGCAACGAAAUCGAAGAAUGGCAAGGCGUCUUCCAGUCACGAUAUCGGGGAGACCAGUGCGGAAAGAAAAGCCGAUUCGGACGAAAACACUAAUGACCGAAGUAAAUUCAAGAAAGUUGAGAUGCCGGUAUUCACCGGAGAAGACCCGGAGUCGUGGUUAUUCCGAGCAGAAAGAUAUUUCCAGAUUCAUAAGUUGACGGAAUCGGAAAAAAUGCUGGUAUCGACGAUUUGCUUCGACGGACCAGCACUGAAUUGGUACCGAUCACAGGAAGAAAGAGAGAAAUUCGCGAGUUGGACGAAUCUGAAGGAAAGAUUGCUGGUACGCUUUCAAUCGACCAGAGAAGGCACUGUCUGCGGCCGAUUUUUGAGAAUCCAGCAAGAAACGACGGUGGAGGAGUAUCGGAACCGAUUCGAUAAAUUAGUCGCACCUCUAUCCGACUUAGAAGAUCGAGUUGUGGAAGAAACGUUUAUGACUGGCCUAUUUCCUUGGAUUAGAGCUGAAGUCAUUCUCUGCAAGUCAAAAGGAUUGGCAGAAAUGAUGCUCACUGCUCAACUGGUAGAAGAUAGAGAAAUCUUGAGAAAUGCGGCAAAUUUGAAUAGCUAUAUUGGCGGGAAACAAUCGGCGAUCACAUCAACAGGUAUGAAACACUCUUACUACCAGCAAAAUAAAGAAAGUAAGACCAAUGCUUCAUUUCCGAUAAGAACAAUUACAUUGAAAAGUCCAAAUCCUGGAGAAAUACGGAAGGAAGGAACCUCAAAAAGACUACCAGGUGCAGAAUUCCAAUUAAGAAAAGAAAAAGGGCUUUGUUUCAAAUGCAAUGAGAAGUACUCUGCUGAUCAUAAGUGUAAAAUGAAAGAACAGAGGGAGCUUAGAAUGUUUGUAGUGAAAAAUAACAAUGAGGAGUUAGAGAUCGUUGAAGAAACAGAAGCUGAAAACGCUGAGUUGAGAGUUGCAGAAGUACAGCCACACACGACAACUUACGUAGAGUUGUCAAUUAAUUCGGUGGUAGGAUUGAAUGAUCCGGGAACGAUGAAGGUCAAAGGAUCAUUACAAGGCAAGGAAGUUGUGAUAUUGAUUGACUGCGGUGCGACACAUAAUUUUGUGUCUGAAAAGAUAGUCACCUCAUUACAAUUACCAAUUAAAGAAACAGCCCAUUAUGGAGUAAUCCUCGGAUCCGGAACAGCGAUACAAGGGAAGGGGAUCUGUGAAUCAGUAGAAAUCCAAAUGAAGAACUGGACAGUAAAGGAAGAUUUUCUGCCACUAGAACUUGGAGGCGUCGAUGUGAUCCUUGGAAUGCAAUGGUUGUACUCAUUAGGAGUAACAAUAUGUGAUUGGAAAAACUUGACACUAACAUUCUAUGACAAUGAAAAGCAGAUUUGCAUAAAGGGAGAUCCAAGCCUCACUAAGGCAAGAGUAAGCUUGAAAAAUCUAGUGAAAACUUGGGAAGAACAUGAUCACGGCUACUUGAUUGAAUGCAGAUCCGUUGAAGUGGCUGAACUGAAAACCUCCCAUAAGGAAGAAAAGGAAGAAACAAAAAAAAACUGA
This is a messenger RNA of Cucumis melo (muskmelon), 1791 nucleotides long. RefSeq lists its product as uncharacterized. The transcript has a single exon. Lineage: Eukaryota; Viridiplantae; Streptophyta; Magnoliopsida; Cucurbitales; Cucurbitaceae. The record is from RefSeq and is a predicted model, not a curated record. The coding region runs from base 1 to 1791 and encodes 596 amino acids.